Ylistrum balloti is the source of this 1848-nucleotide messenger RNA. Its product is annotated as kelch-like protein 10. The transcript is spliced from 7 exons. Lineage: Eukaryota; Metazoa; Mollusca; Bivalvia; Pectinida; Pectinidae. Gene Ontology annotation, molecular function: protein binding. The record is from RefSeq and is a predicted model, not a curated record. The coding region runs from base 1 to 1848 and encodes 615 amino acids.
AUGAUCCUAGCAGCGGUGGUAUCAUCUCUUGCCAUACGGAACAGCAAAGCGGGACAGGAAAUGGAGGAAUGCCGCAUACAACGUGAAUCAGACAAAACAGACGAACAAGUCCAACUGAGCGCGCAUGCGUAUGAUGUUCUUACAGACCUAAGAACAAAUGGACAACUUUGUGAUGCUAUACUAGAGGUCGAAAACCGGAAGUUCUCAGUUCACCGUGCAGUCAUGUCUAUCAGUAGUCCAUACUUCCGAACGCUUUUUACAAACAAAUUAACGACAGCUGACCAAAGGGAAUUUGUGAUCCCGUCAGUAAGCGCAGAAGCGAUGCAGACUAUCAUUGAUUUUGCAUACACGAAAAAGGCUAAAAUCGACUUGAAAAAUGUGAAACAACUACUUCCGGUUGCAGAUCGACUACAUGUGUACGAACUUGCAAAGCAAUGCUGUGACUUCCUGUCUGAAAACCUAGACAUAGAGGGAUGUAUGGAUACCUACAGAUAUGCGAAGAAACACUACUUUUCAUAUCUAGAGGGAGCAUGUUACAACUAUAUAAUGAAAAAUUUUCGCAAAAUUUCAUUGUCAAGUGAAGCUUUUGCAGAACUCAGUAUUGACGAAGUUUGUCAGAUCCUUUCCUCUGACGAUCUAAAUGUUAAAAAUGAAGAACUGGUUUUUACUGCUCUUAUACGUUGGAUUGAUCACGACCCUGACCGAAGGAAAUGUGAGAUAUACCGAUUGUUGAAAACAGUACGGCUCGGAUUUCUCACUACAAGAUUUUUCGCAGAAAGCGUUCGGUCACAUCCGUAUGUCGCUGAAAAUUUGCCUAGUCAGCCUCUCAUCCACGAAGCCUUAAAGUUCCUCUGUUCGCUGGAUCUAGACGAUUUCAGGGUACUUAACCUUGAGAGCCCAUUGGCCAAACCAAGGAUCCCGCACGAGGUUCUGUUCAUGGUUGGCGGAUGUCGUAAUGGAAGCAUGACCAAUGACGUAAAAUCCUAUGACAGUCGGGCCGAAAAGUGGAUAGAUUGUCGUUUUCUGGACAAAGAUCUGCAUGCUUACCAUGCGUUAGUUGCCAUGGGAACUAAGAUAUACGUCAUCGGCGGCUAUGACGGAUUUCACUACAUCAAUGGCGUGCGGUCUUUUGACGUUGUCAGUAAGAAAUGGGCUGUCGUUGCUCCAAUGCACGAAAACAGAUGUUACGUCACUGCUGUGCAGCUCGGGGAAUACAUAUAUGCCAUAGGAGGCUUUGAUGGCCACGACAGACUAAGAUCGGUCGAGAAUUACCUCCCUUCCCGGAACCAGUGGACAAUGAUCCCAUCAAUGCAUCACCGACGCAGUGACGCAAAAGCCACGACACUUAACGGGAAAAUUUACAUUUUCGGAGGUUUUAACGGCGAUGUGUGCCUGAACUCUGGGGAAUAUUACACACCUUUAACUGACCAAUGGACGUUGAUUGAACCUAUGCGCAUGCGCAGAACCGGCUUCGGUGUGGCUGCACUGGACGGUUAUAUAUACUGUAUGGGAGGAUUCGGUGGGAUCACUCGCCUUUGUUGUGGUGAACGCUACAAUCCGGCUACUGACACGUGGCAUGCGAUCCCAGAUAUGUUCUAUAUUCGCAGUCACUUUGGGUUCGAGGUGGUAGAUGACAUGCUGUUUGCCUUUGGAGGAUUCGACGGAAUCAGUUCUAUCGCCGGCGUCGAGUAUUUUGAUGUCAAGACACAAGAAUGGUAUGACGCAGGAGACUUACCACGCAGUCUUGAGGCAUUCGGAACAUGCGUUAUGAAAGACAUUCCGAACGUCAAAGAUUACAUUUAUCAACCAAAGCAAAAAGAAAAAUCUGACAUAAAAAAAUCUAUUUGA